Molecule: messenger RNA, 318 nt
Organism: Diaporthe amygdali
Lineage: Eukaryota; Fungi; Ascomycota; Sordariomycetes; Diaporthales; Diaporthaceae
Exons: 1
Coding region: 1-318 (105 amino acids)
Source: RefSeq, a predicted model, not a curated record
AUGAAGCUCUUUACAGUCUCCGCAAUCCUCUUCGCCGCCGGCACGCAGGCAUGUGCGCUCUACCAGCUCUGCCACUGCACCAACGCCGACGGAACACCAGACGACGUUGCAACGGUAACGGCAUGCUACGAACAAAGCGAGCCACACAAGGAAAUGAUCGGUGUCUCCGGGUUCGAGGAAUGCCACUUCACUGGAAGCGCUCAAUCAGGCUUCCUUCGCCUCGAAGAGAACGGGCUCAGCAACUGCAAGUUCAGAGAGGCUUGUACGGCGGCGGGCGCCACGGGGGAGGACUCGAACUGCAGCGGCAAGAUGCACUAA